CACCCCACUACUACUCUACCAAUGCAAUGCAAGGUGGUGAUGAUACCAUACCAUCAUUCUCGACACUCAACACUGCCCGCCCCCCACACACACCACCAAAUCCACAACAAGAACGCCAUGCCAAAAAGCUUCACACGAUGGAUGGAGCUCACCACCUUGCUAGCCACAGCCAGUACCGCGGUCCAGAACUGCCGCCAUUGAUCGGAGUCCCCGGCCAACUUCACCUCACUUAAUUUCCACGGCUGCAGCCAUGCAGCUCGCCGCGCUGUGCACGGACCCCUUCGUGCUCUCCUGCACCUUCCUGUGCCUACUGCUCCACCUGGCCCUCCGCCGCUCCCUCAACCGCCGCAGCAGCUCCCGGCUCCCUCCGGGGCCUCCCGGCCUGCCCAUCCUCGGCGCGCUGCCGUUCGUCGGCCCGGCCCCGCACGCCGGCCUGGCGGCGCUGGCGCGCAAGCACGGGCCCGUCAUGUACCUGCGGAUGGGCACCUGCGGGGUGGUGGUGGCGUCGUCGCCGUCGGCCGCGCGCACGUUCCUCAAGGCGCUGGACGCGCGGUUCGCGAACCGGCCGGCGGUGGCCAGCGCCGCGGACAUCACCUACGGCCGCCAGAACAUGGUGUUCGCCGACUACGGGCCCAAGUGGAAGCUGAUGCGGAAGCUGGCGAGCGUGCACCUGCUCGGCCCGCGCGCGGUCGCGGACUGGGCGCGCGUGCGCCGCGACGAGGCCGGCCGCGUCCUGCGCGGCAUGAAGGAGGCCGCGGAGGUGACCGGGCGGGCCGUGGUGGUUCCCGAGGUGCUGGUGUGCGCGCUGGCCAACAUCGUGGGGCAGAUCACGGUGAGCAGGCGGGUGUUCGACGCGCAGGGCGACGAGUCCAGCAGCUACAAGGAGAUGAUCGUGUCGCUGCUGACUGGCACCGGGCUGUUCAACAUCAGCGACUUCGUGCCGGCGCUGUCGUGGAUGGACCUGCAGGGCGUGCAGGCCAGGCUGCGCCGGGUGCACCGCCAGUUCGACGGGCUCAUCACCAAGCUGCUCGCGGAGCACGCCGCGACUGCCGAGGAGCGCGCCCGGGACGGCCGGCUCGACUUCGUGGACAGGCUCCGCGCCAGCAGCAACGACGGGGGCGACGGGAACGACGACGGCGAGACCAUCACCGAGGUCAACAUCAAGGGCCUCAUCUUCGACAUGUUCACUGCCGGGACGGACACGUCGUCGAUCAUCGUGGAGUGGGCAAUGGCGGAGAUGAUCAACAACCCGUCAAUCAUGGCGCGCGCACAGGAGGAGAUGGACCGUGUCGUCGGCCGCGGCCGCCGGCUCGAGGAGUCCGACAUCGCCAACCUCCCCUACCUGCAAGCCAUUUGCAAGGAGGCGAUGCGCCUCCACCCCUCGACGCCGCUCAGCCUGCCGCACUUCUCCUUCGAGGAGUGCGAGGUGGACGGCCACCACGUCCCGGCCAACACGCGGCUCCUCAUCAACAUCUGGGCCAUCGGCCGCGACCCGGCGGCGUGGGAGGACCCCCUGGAGUUCCGGCCGGAGCGGUUCAUGUCCGGUCCGGCGGCCAAGAUCGACCCGAUGGGCAACAACUUCGAGCUGAUCCCGUUCGGCGCCGGCAGGAGGAUUUGCGCCGGAAAGCUGGCCGGAAUGGUGUUUGUGCAGUACUUCCUGGGGACGCUGGUGCACGCGUUCGAGUGGCGGCUGCCGGACGGCGAGGAGAAGGUGGACAUGGCCGAGACCUUCGGGCUGGCAUUGCCCAAGGCCGUCCCGCUCAAGGCCCUCGUCACGCCGCGGCUCGUGCCGGCCGCCUACGCGUGAUUGUUCUUGUGUGUCUGGAGUUCGGGAGAUCAGUGUAGUGUUUUUUAUGUCUGGUGUGACCCAACUUUGUGUGCUGCAUGCUUCGAACAUUUUCCUUCAUGAUAAAAAGAAAUUACCUGCUUUAAGUUGCCAAAAAAGUACGAUUGCCUCUUU
Hordeum vulgare subsp. vulgare (domesticated barley) is the source of this 1960-nucleotide messenger RNA. RefSeq names its product flavonoid 3',5'-hydroxylase 1-like. Bases 251 to 1807 code for a protein of 518 amino acids. Gene Ontology annotation, molecular function: monooxygenase activity; heme binding; oxidoreductase activity, acting on paired donors, with incorporation or reduction of molecular oxygen. NCBI's taxonomy places the organism in Eukaryota, Viridiplantae, Streptophyta, Magnoliopsida, Poales, Poaceae. The transcript is spliced from 2 exons. The record is from RefSeq and is a predicted model, not a curated record.